Lutzomyia longipalpis is the source of this 1870-nucleotide messenger RNA. Its product is annotated as adenylosuccinate synthetase-like. NCBI's taxonomy places the organism in Eukaryota, Metazoa, Arthropoda, Insecta, Diptera, Psychodidae. The record is from RefSeq and is a predicted model, not a curated record. The coding region runs from base 171 to 1499 and encodes 442 amino acids. The transcript is spliced from 5 exons. Gene Ontology annotation, molecular function: GTP binding; adenylosuccinate synthase activity. Gene Ontology annotation, cellular component: cytoplasm. Gene Ontology annotation, biological process: IMP metabolic process; 'de novo' AMP biosynthetic process.
GUCGUUUGUCGUCAACAGCGGUGGUUGUCGGUGGUGCGAAGUGGCUCCUGGAUUGUUUGCUGACGCUCCUGGUACUAAAUAUUAAUUCAUAGUGAGGCUACAAACGCGGAAAAAUAGUGUUGAUCGGAGACAUUAAAUAUACGCGCGGAAGAUCAAAGGAAAAGGAAAAAAUGCAAAAAAUGGCAAAUGGGCAGGUUGCAUUGAAUGGGAUCGACAAGCAGGCAAGAAAGGGUGUCACCGUUGUUCUGGGGGCUCAAUGGGGUGAUGAGGGUAAAGGAAAGGUCGUUGAUAUGCUGGCCACGAAUAUGGAUAUCGUAACACGAUGCCAGGGAGGCAACAAUGCGGAUCACGCAGUGUGUGUCAAUGGCACAAAAUAUAUUUUCCAUUUACUUCCCAUCGGAAUUAUCAAUGAGAAGUGCGUAUCUGUAAUCGGAAAUGGCGUUGUCAUCCACUUGCCGAGCUUAUUUGAGGAGCUAAAGAUAAUUGAGGCAAAAGGUGUGAAAAAUUGGGAGAAGCGUUUGAUUGUAUCAGAUCGAGCACAUCUUGUCUUUGAUUUCCAUCAGCAAGUUGAUGAGUUGCUGGAGGCCGAGAAGGGCGGAAAAUCUCUUGGGACAACAAAGAAAGGAAUCGGUCCAACGUACUCCAGCAAGGUCACUCGCAAUGGCAUUCGUGUUGGGGAUCUUUUGGGUGAUUUUGAGCUUUUCAGCGAGAAGUUUCAGAGUUGCUGCUCGCUGUAUCAGCGAAUGUUCCCUGAUCUCAAUGUUGAUGUAAAGGAUGAGCUGGUGCAGUAUAAAGAUUUUGCCGAGAAGCUUCGUCCUCUGGUGGGCGAUACUGUCUUCUUCAUGCACAAAGCCAUCAAGGAGGGUAAAAAGGUGCUUGUUGAGGGUGCAAAUGCAGCCAUGUUGGACAUUGAUUUUGGCACGUAUCCCUAUGUGACGAGUAGCAAUUGCAGUAUCGGUGGUGUCCUUACGGGACUUGGGCUUCCACCACAGGUGAUUGGAGGUGUCAUUGGGGUCGUCAAGGCAUACACAACACGCGUAGGUGCUGGUCCAUUUCCUGCUGAGCAGUUAAAUGCAAUUGGUGAGAUUCUACAGAGUCGUGGAGGUGAAAUUGGUGAAACAACAAAGCGGAAAAGGCGCUGUGGAUGGUUGGACUUGGUUCUUUUGCGUUACACAGCAAUUGUGAAUGGGUAUACGGACCUGUACUUAACAAAGCUCGAUAUUCUUGACACAUUCAAGGAGAUUAAGGUCGCAAUUGGGUACAAACUGAAUGAUAAACUUCUUGACCACUUUCCCACAUCCAUCAUAGAUCUUGCAAAUGUAGAGGUAGUGUACGCCACAUUUCCAGGAUGGGAGACAUGCACGGAGAAUGUGCGAGAAUUCAGUCAAUUGCCUAAGAAUGCGCAAGAUUAUGUUCGAUAUAUUGAGAAUGACCUCGAGAUCCCGGUUAAGUGGAUUGGGGUAGGUAAGGGCCGAGAGUCAACAAUAAAUGUUUACUAAGAAAACUGCACGCCUGGUACCUACCUGGCGUCUCCAUUUUCUUCUUGGCAUGAAUUCUCUAAAAGUGAAAAACUCACGUGAUAAACUCCUGAAGGCUUUAGUGCUUUAAAAGAAACGUGAAAACGGAGUUUAUCAUGGAUACAUUAUUUUUCCAUGCUAAAGUGAAGUUUUCCUAACUUUUUCACUGCAAAAGCCUUCGGGAGUUUAUCACGAGAGUUUUUCACUCUUAGAGAAUACAACCCCUGGAAUUUAUUUUAAAAGAUUUUAUCAAAUAAAUCAAUGGCUAAAGCGGCUAAAGCGGUUAAAGCUCUUGUAUCAGAUUCUGUAUCAGCUCAAAAAGAACAAAAUAAAUAUUAAUUCAACUUUUUGCA